Colias croceus (clouded yellow) is the source of this 1279-nucleotide messenger RNA. RefSeq lists its product as uncharacterized. Bases 718 to 1233 code for a protein of 171 amino acids. Lineage: Eukaryota; Metazoa; Arthropoda; Insecta; Lepidoptera; Pieridae. The transcript has 8 exons. The record is from RefSeq and is a predicted model, not a curated record.
UGGGUGUCUAGUUACGUCCUUCGUGGAAAUUAUGAAAACAUUGGACUCGUAGAGCACAGAUCAUCUAUUUUUGCCAAUUUUUGCAUGACGAUAAUCGAUAAUGUUAAUAACUAUUAUAUUAUUAUUAUUAUUUAUUUAUUUAUUUAUUUUACGCUUAGCAACACAUUUGGCAAUUAAUUUUUAUACAGGUACUUAAAUAAGAUAGAUGUGAUGUCCAUCUGCACCAAAAAUUCCAUCGUUUACAUUAGAAGAGCUUCUUUAAGAUUAAAAUUAUAUUAUAUCCUCUUCCAAUCAAUCCUUUCUUUUUUAUUUAUAACAAAUCUAAGUAACCUUGUAAGCACAGCUUGUAAGUAACAAAUAUUUAUGUCUUCUUUCAGAUAAAAUUGAUAGACAUCAAAAAUAGCUUGUGACAGAAUCUGUCGGAAGAUAGCAACUGAUAGGAAAGAAAACAUUAUCUUAAAAUAAGAGGACGACACAAUCAGUGCACAAGAGCACUCUAGAUAAAUUUAUAACUAUUAUUGUUCACAGUUAUAUUUAAGGUCCUUACCUCGAGGAAAAUCAUUCCGUGUGACAAUCCAUUGUUAAAUAGAUUUUGAAGCAAUGCGGAAUUCGUUCUGGCAAUUAAAAAUUGCGUCAAGAAAAUACUUUACUUAUGCUGAGAGAAGUAAUUACUAAUAGAAAUACGUUGAGAUGUGGUAAUGGAAGACUCGUGUAAAUAUGAAAAGGAAUAAAUAUAAAAUCCAGGAUAAUUUAAAUCGUAUCUGUUGGUUCGAAGUUAUGCAAAUGUAUGAUAAACUUGCUGAUUGUAUCAACAUCUUUAACAAGAUAUAUGCAGGACAGAUUUUAAUUAUGUUUGAAGCUUGGCUGCUCACUACAAUACUAGUAAUAUGCCGAUCAUUGUCACCAACGAUGAAGUAUUCGGAUGUUAUUUGGAGUGACAUGUUUUAUUAUACAUUUCUCAAUAUACGACCAUUUUUCUUAACAAUAUUGAGUGACUAUUUCAUACAAGAACGAAGAAAAAUACUUUCUAUUCUCAUACGCGUGCUUGUUCAUAGUGACGAUGACAGAUGUCACGACCAAGUGCAAACAAUGAUAGAUUUGGUGCAAUCCAGGAAACUGGAGCUCUCCGCUGUAGUAACGGCGGUCAAUGUACCAAUUAUGAUUGCAUUUGCCGACCGAGUUAUCUCAUAUAGCGUUUUUAUGAUUCAAUACUUUUAUAUUUAUAACGUAUAAUUAAUUGUAGUGAUUUAUUACAAAACUGGAUGUGCUCGUAGAUGUG